Musa acuminata subsp. malaccensis (wild Malaysian banana) is the source of this 1319-nucleotide messenger RNA. Its product is annotated as putative F-box protein PP2-B12. Gene Ontology annotation, molecular function: protein binding. NCBI's taxonomy places the organism in Eukaryota, Viridiplantae, Streptophyta, Magnoliopsida, Zingiberales, Musaceae. The record is from RefSeq and is a predicted model, not a curated record.
AAGGCGUGUAUAUAUACCGAAUCCCCGCGGGCUGAUUCCAUCCAUCCAACCAAACCAAAAGCACGCUUCCUUUACUUUACCCUGCUCACAGAAGGGAGAGCGAGGAACAGGCGACGGAUCGAGCGCGAUAUGGAGAUGGGAGAGUCGGGAAUCGAGAGUCUUCCGGACCUCUGCGUCGCUCACUCCAUCUCCCUCACGUCGCCCCGGGACGCGUGCCGCUUAUCCGCCGUCUCGGCCGCCUUCCGCGGCGCCGCCACUUCUGACACCGUCUGGGACCGUUUCCUGCCCACCGAUUGGCAGUCGCUCGUCUCCCGCGCUGUCUAUCCCGUCGAGUUCUCCUCCUCUUCCUCCAAGCGGGAUAUCUUCUUUCGCCUCUGCGAUCCCAUCCUCAUCGACGACGGCAAGAUGAGUUUCUCACUGGACAGAUCGAGCGGGGCCAAGUGCUACAUGCUCUCCGCCAGAGAGCUGUUCAUUACGUGGGCAGAUACUCCGCAGUAUUGGACGUGGGAUUGCCUACCUGAAUCCAGGUUUGCGGAGGUUGCUGAACUGAUCGACGUAUGCUGGUUGGAGAUUCGUGGCAAGAUCGAAAGUAGAAUGCUUUCUCAGAGAACAACCUACGCUGCCUAUCUCAUCUUCCGAAUCUCCGAUGUAUCACAUGGUCUCGGCUAUCCGCCCCAAGAAGCAUCAGUGAAGGUCGGAGGGCAUUCGUCGACGAAAACGGUGUGUUUGCAGCCAAGUGACAUGCUCAGCCAUAUGCAUGCACGGAGGGCCAGUGCUUUGUUUGGGUAUUGCGUACGCUGCCGCCGGUUGAUGAUGACUGCGGAAGCUGAGGAAGCAGCAGAGGAAGCCGAAGAAGUGGAUGGAGCCCCUCAGGCAAGGAACGAUGAUUGGAUGGAGCUGGAGCUGGGUGAGUUCUACAUCGACGAGGGAGAUGAUGGGGAAGUCAAUAUAAGCUUGUUGGAGAUGAAGGGAGGCGAUUGGAAGAAGGGUCUGAUCAUAGAGGGAAUCGAGAUAAGGCCUAAAAACAAUAGGUGAAAUCUUCGAGUGAUCAUAAAUAAUUUGUCUAUUCGCUUUCACUUUUGGUGAUCAAAGAAUCUAUGUAGAGAUUGUGAUUCGUCAAGUUUGCAACAGUUAGCAUGCUGAUGUAACUGCGUUUCUUGUAUAGCUUUUGUUGCUUGGGCGGAGAUUGAGAUGGAACGCAUCAAUUUGUCUUGUUGUGAGUUGCGUUCGAAAGACAGAAGAAACUGUCCUUUUCAAGCAAACGAGAUUACACUUUUUCCUGGCAUCAGACUCAUUACCCCACCAAAAUAAGAGCAAUU